Scylla paramamosain (green mud crab) is the source of this 6652-nucleotide messenger RNA. RefSeq lists its product as uncharacterized. Lineage: Eukaryota; Metazoa; Arthropoda; Malacostraca; Decapoda; Portunidae. The coding region runs from base 982 to 1647 and encodes 221 amino acids. The record is from RefSeq and is a predicted model, not a curated record. The transcript is spliced from 3 exons.
AUCAUUCAGGAACGCCUAAAGUGUUGACGCCUGUGUUGUGUUGCAAGUUUGUUUCUUUUUAUAGGACACGUCGAGUAUUGUGCCGCCUCAGCUUCCUCUCAGGGAACCAGGAAUGAGAAUAUAACAUAGCACGUAUAGGGUAUGAGUAAUUAACUUAUGAAAUAUUGCUGAAAAGACAGAAUUGGUGGAUGAGUCUGUCGGAAAAGUUUGUGAGCAGAUUGUCGCAUACCACCGUGACCUUUCUGGAUUUGUGGCGCCAACCUGCCUCACGUGAUAUAAAGUGGUAUGGUAGUGGAAAUAAUUUGCACAGUGACCGUCUACCACAGCAGCAAUAGAACGGUCAGAAAGGAAACUUGAGAUGAAGUUACAGAGAGAAGGAUAGAAACCGUAGGAGGGUAGUUUGGAAAUCAUGACUUGACACUGACAUGAUGUAGUGUACUUCCUGUAGUGUACGUCUGUAAAAGUAAAAGUUUUAGACCGCCCCCUUUUAUUAACUCACAAAUCUGCAUUGAAAUCAGAGGUGCCUCCCAGAGCCACGUCCACAAAUUGCAUGAACAGCACGGCUCCCAUCACACACUGAGCCCCGGGAACACUUCCUGUGCGCCUCACGAUAACCAAUGCUCCCAACUGCCCCCGCCCCCACUGCCCACCUCUUCUGCAAUGCACAUUACUCGAUUAUGUGUUCCGCCACCCAAAAACCCUGAUUUUCCACCGGCCCCCAAGAUUGUUGGGGCUGAGGUGUAGGCAAAACCUGAAGGCAUAACCUCAAAAAUUACACAUUUGUGACAGUAAAGAGAUGAGCGUGGCUGACACACAGACAGCAGGCACUCGGGCCAUCACCACCUGCAUUGCUGUGGUGCAAUUGCUGUGGUGUGGUGCUGUGCAUUAAGCAACUUUGUUGCUUAAUGAAGAGCAACCUUCUGGGAGUUAAUUCUGAAUUACUGAACAUAAAAGAGACAUGGUUACCUAAGUGGAACAACCAUGAAGACCGGCACACCCAGGGACAGGUCAGCAGCCGUGGCAAGACUUCUGCUGCUGCCAUUGGUACUGUUGUUGUCAUUGAGCCUUGGAGGCUUCCCCACCCCUACUCUGGCCCAGGAGGACUGUGAUGCUGCUGAUGUAGUCGUGGAAGAAGGAGAAUUACGCAGCAUCUCUAACAAAAAAGUACAAAGUCACAUUGUCAGCCUCAACCUGUAUAUGAAGACAGAGAGCAGUUUUGAGGGCAUUACUGUUAAAGUGAUAGGAACAGAUGGCAUUGAAUACACUGCCUGGUUUCCUGCAGAGAACAGAUGUUUCCCCCAUGAUGACACCUGGUAUGAGCUGCUUGUAUUUGCAAAGAUAAAGAAUGAUACCUCAACUACUGAGUUUGGCUUUGAAAAUGGAUUAUGCAAGGAGAAGUGCAAGAAAGACACAAACCCACCAGGCCUGCAGAGCCAUAGUUUAGGGGCUCAUGGCACCUCCCGCUGGACCCUCACAUAUCCCAAAGGCUGUCCCACUGUCACAUUGGACAUCAUAUUAUAUGGUCCCAAAGAACUGCCCACCUGCAUGGAACCACCACCACCACCUCCAAAGUUAAAGAACACAUUGGCGAUGGGAUCUUAUUUUCUUUUGAUGGUGGUGAUAGUGGUGGCAGUGAUAUUCAAAUAGAAGUCAUUUCAUCUUUUUGGUAAAUCAGAAACUCCACUAAAUAAAACAACAACUGGCCAGACAACCUCUGCAGAAGGCAUCUUGUACAAGUGGACUAACAAUCAGGGACAGCAGAGUUCAACUGGCUGCACACUGGACGAAGUGUAACUGGCAGGAGCUUGAGUCCAUGAAAAUUUUAUUGAGAGUAAGUAUACAGUUGUCCUUGCAUUAAAGUACAGUUUGAUCAGUAAGGGAUAACCUGCCUAUAUCACACUCAGAUGAGAUGCCUCAGCAAACCAGACGCAGCAAUGGCAGGGGUGUUGCCUCACUGUGACCACAGAUGCUACAAUUCCCCUGCAAGAUUGAGUGUGGUGUAUGCUCCACCAUUAGUCCCCCCCACCCUGUGCCUGCCAUUCCCCCCCUUCCCACCAAUGAGAACAAAGCAUUAUCCCUCCCCCACCACAAUUACUGUCCAGUGAGUACCAAGUUUGUCCUUUCCACCCAGUAAGCACUAAGUUUAUCAUCCCACCCAGUGCCUACUGUCCCUCACCCACUGAGUACUAAGCUUGUCUCUCCCUCAACACUUUUUUUUUUUUUUUUUUUUUUUUUUUUUUUUUUUUUUUUUUGUCUUGUAGAAUGUGCAAAAAAUUGUGUAUUUGUUCCUUGAUGUGGCACAUUUGCAUAGCCAUGCUGAUUACUUUGUUGAAAUAUUUCAGCAUUUAUGUAUUUAGUAAAUUAUUAUGAAAAAAAACAAUGCAGAUAACAAAAGUCUUGAGAAAAGGAAAUCUCUUCUGAAAAAUCUCAUUUAAUUUAGAUCACAGAUAUGAUGUCAUGAUCACAGCCUUGCAGGAAUGACAAUCCUAGCAACCCUCCGCUAGUGCUUGCAUUUCCUUCAGGUGUUGUGCUGAAAACAGUGAGGGAAGUCCGCCAUCAAAAAAUGGGCAUAAUUUUUUAAAACAUAGUAAGUAGAGUAUUAUGUUGUGACAGCACCUGCCGGCUCAGAGGCAGAGUGGGUGGAUUUCUUGUUUGUGGUAAAUUGAAAUGUUUCUUGUGAGGGGACUUAAAUACCCUGAGUGUGAGAGAAAAAUUUCAAGUAAUUUUACAUUUAUUUUGAGCACCUUGAAAUUACAAUAUGAUAAUUGUGGUGCCACUGUACACACCACAUUGCCUAUUGAAGACCCUGGAUGUAGGUUAGCUCUUCAGUGGACUGUCCCCUUCACCAGGACUGUCCUGUCAUCUGGACCAGCUACACUGUGAUGAUGGCUGUGUGUGUGUGUGUGUGUGUGUGUGUGUGUGUGUGUGUGUGUGUUUGACAAAAGCUUAUUCCAAAUGUCAGUAUUUAAUAGCAAUAAAUGGCAGUGUGUGUGUGUGUGUGUGUGUGUGUGUUGUAAUUUGUCUGUGAUAUCCUGUGUGGGAUUGCUGGCCUGAUAUAAAAAAAAAGACCUGUACGUGUUUAGAACUGUAACAAAGCUACAGUUUGUCUUUACAAAACAUUAUGUGCCAUUAGCUUUCUUAAUUUAACAUUUUUGUUAAGCCCCAUCGGGGCUGCUAUCCAUGGAGUGGCCUGCCUGCCAGAGCCCCUGGCCUGGGUGUGUGUGCAUCACAUUUUGAUCUUGUGAAGUGUGCAGUAAUCCAGAGCAGGUUAGCCGCUCAGUAAUCCAGAGCAGGUUAGCCGCUCAGUAAUCCAGAGUAGGUUAGCCUCAUCAUUAAAUUUUUUAGCUUUGAAAUUGGCAAUGUGUAACAUUCAUACUUAGUGAAACCACCACAUGCUUUAUAUGACUGUGAUUCUACCAUUAAAAUAAAGUAUUCUGAGUUUUAUGCUAUAUCUAUUUUGUAUUUGAAUGCUGUUUUAAGAAAAACAGAUGGCAUUUCACACAGAGUGGGGCCUGCAAAAGAGCACUUCAGCCAUGGCAGGAGUGCUGGGGUGCUGUGUUGUGGCACAUUAAAGGGAACUGUUUUGUAUCUGGCGUAUAGGAUGACCCCAUUUUUUAGAUUCAAGCGUCGUCUUAUACACCAAAAUGUACAGUACUCAUUCAGUCCCGGUGUUGUUGGCAUUCUGCACACUGCAAGUGUGCUAGAGUCCUUUAUCCCUAAAUCCUUUUGAUUAUAGUUGAAGCUGAAGGCUAGUGACAUUAAUAUUGUAACCAAAUUAUGGGUGUUCCCAAUAUCUUGUAAAUAAUGAUAAUAUGGCAGUGCCCACAUUUCCAGCAUGCAUCGUAACAAGUUAGGAGAUUGACCGUGUGAAUUAUGUGAGGUGUUGGGAGACGCAAUGUUUCCAGCAUGUGCCUCCUGGCAGACAUUCCACCCAGUACAGUAAAAUUCCUCUUAUCCGGCAUCAACGGGACCGCCGACAUGCCGGAUACUUGAAUAGAAGUGAAAUUAUGUCCACAAUCACCACCCUACACUCAUGCAUCUUACCAUAACAAAGAUCAGCUGAUCGCCGCGCCGCGCAUCACCACACGCGCUGUCGCCACCCUCGCUGCCACCUCACACUCACCAACACAGUUGUAGCAUUGGGCCUGUAAUCGUGACUCCUUAUGAUCUUUUCAAGCUGAACCACUCGUGUAACACUUUGUCCAUCAUUUCACCACGAUGAUACUGCAGUGUGUGACGAUUUUCCGCUGCCUUUGUGGUGUCGGUGGCUUUCAUGUAAUCCCGCAACUUUUUCGUUUGGGAUUUAAUGUCAUAAAUAGUUGAUGAGCCCACACCAUAUUCUGCCAUUAGUUGCUGUCUGCUUUCACCUCUCUCAAAUUGUCGACAAGUGUCUACCUUCUGCUUAAGUGUAAGCACAACACGCUCCCUCUUUUCUACAACUCUAGACAUGAUGAAGGCAUCAGGCGAUAAACAGUGCACACGCAGGACUGAGUCACUGAGUAAACACAGUGCAGUGGGCCGUGGGUGGCGCGAAGCAGUGCACUCUGGUGGCGAGGGGACAAAGUAUGCCUCGCGCGGGAAUUUUAAUCGAUUUUAUGAGUACACAUUGAUUUUUUAUUGAUUUUAAGGCUCGGGGAAAAAUGUGCCGGAUACUUGAAGCUGCCGGAUACUCGAAUGCCGGAUGAGAGGGAUUUUACUGUAUCUAGAUAAGUAUUUUAUUUAGUUACAGGCCUGUGCUGAUGGGUACUUGGCUAUACCUGGGUGUCUGAUCCAAGAUAAGUAUUUAUGACCUGGCACUGGCCUUGUAUGCCGGCUGGCCAUAAAAUUAUUACAACAUGUAAAAAUGAUGGUAAUCGGUCCUUCAUUUUUAAUAUCAGUGAUAUCUCACUCACGGUUAUGAUAUACUAUGUAAUCAAAGCAUUAUAUCUAAAUUAUAAUCCAGAAUUACAUAAUGAAGAACAUUUCCUUAAUAUUGUCCCUCUGUAUAAAAUAUAUAAAAUAAAGUAAAAUUCUGGCUAUUUCAAACGUGCCCUUUCAAACUAAUUUCAAACUAAUGUCUGGCAAAAAACUGAGAUAUUAUUAUUAGGUAAAGGUAUUUGUCUUGUUAGUGGCAAAUUAUUAUCUAUAUCUUUUUCUUCAAUGUGUUGGAAAUUUGUUAGGGAAAAAUAGUGUUGUAUAUGCUACUAAGAAAGACGGGCCACAGAAAACAUGGAAUUAGCCUUAUUUAUUUUAUUUUAUUUAUUUCUGCUGUUUUGAUAGGCAUAGAAAAAUUAGUACCUCUGUUGUAACGAGUAUUUUUUAUUAUUUUGCAUUAAAUGGCAUUAGUUUUCAUGGUAAAUUAUUUCUUGCAAUUGUGAAAAAGCCAGACCGACAGACAGACAGACUGACGGGAACACAGAGAAACAAGAAGACAGACAAACAGAUGAACAGAGAGAUAGAGAGAAAGAUGGAUAAACAGACAGACAGACAGACAGAUAGAUAGACAGACACACAGACAUACAGACAGACUGACGGGAACACAGAGAAAUAAGAAGACAGACAAACAGAUGAUUAGAGAGAUAGAGAGAAAGAUGGAUAAACAGAACGACAGACAGAUAGACAGACAUACAGACAGACUGACGGGAACACAGAGAAACAAGAAGACAGACAAACAGAUGAACAGAGAGAUAGAGAGAAAGAUGGAUAAACAGACAGACAGACAGACAGAUAGAUAGACAGACAUACAAACAGACUGACUGACUGACAGGAACACAGAAAAACAGGAAGACAGACAGACUGACAGAUGAAGACAGAGUGAAAAACAGAUAUACAGAAAGAAAGAAAGAAAGACAGACUGAUGGGAACAAGAGAAAUAAGACACACUGACUGACAGAUCAACAGGUAGACAGAAAGAAAGACAUAAACAGACAGUCAGAGAUAGACAGACAAGCAAAUAGAAAGACAGAAAUAGACAGACACAGGAAGAUGGACAAAAAAAAAAAAUAAUAAUAAUGACAGACGGUUAACAGACACAAACAGUUAGGAGAUUAAACACUUCUAACAUGACAUUCUGUUUUAUUUCACUCAAGAAUAAGAAUAAUGAUAAUAAUAAUAAUAAUAGUAAUAAUGGUGAUGAUAUAAUAAUAAUAAUAAUAAUUUAACCAACAUCAUUGUAAUAUUAACUUUUUUCUCCUCACUUACACACGAACAAUCUCACUACAGUUACAUUCACUCCAGUUAUUAAGUAAAGAUAGCCUGAUAUUUAUGACUUCCUCUGCUAAAAAAUAAAUAAAUAAUAAAAUAAAAGUCUUCAGUAUUCUAAUUGUCUAUUAAUUUCUUGGUCUAAAUUUUUUUCCACUGCAUUAUUAUUACUAUUACAAUUUCCUUUUAUUAGAGUGCAUAAAUUACUAUCAUCAUUAUCAUUGUUGUUCUUUUAGGUUUUCUUUAUUUACUUGUCUAUUUGUCUCAUUUCUAUACUUUUUUUUUUUAAUAUGAGUGAUUCUUAUUUCUUUUAAUUCCCUAUUUUCUUCUUCUCUCGUAAAUGAAUAUUCAAUGAGGUGACUAGUAUCAUAAAUCACUUUUGGUAAUUAUUUGACUAGCUAAUAUUUCUCUCUCUCUCUCUCUCUCUCUCUCUCUCUCUCUCUCUCUCUCUCUCUCUCUCUCUCUCUCUCUC